Ilex paraguariensis (yerba mate) is the source of this 1920-nucleotide messenger RNA. The record is from the annotation of a GenBank genome assembly. Lineage: Eukaryota; Viridiplantae; Streptophyta; Magnoliopsida; Aquifoliales; Aquifoliaceae.
UUCAAAAUCCAAUAAUGAUUAUUAUAAUCCAACAGAAUUGAAUUCCUCACCACAUAUACGGAAUCAGAUGCAAUGGAAAAGUCUUGACAAAGCAAAAAGGGAAAAACCCAUUCUCUGUCUCUCUACACGGCUCUCUCUCUUGAGUUCUCUCUUUCAGUUGGACAUGGUGUAUACCAUCACCUGCUAGUAAGAACAGAACGAACAGAAGAGGUGGGUCUUGUUCAUUCAUGGCUAAAAGAAGUGCACAUGAUAUGACAACGAAAGAGGAUUUUCUGGAAGGGGACAAAGAAAAAAAUGCUCAUCCGUACUCAUUUCAUGUGUCUGGUCCAAGAAAUGUUCCUUCUCCCAACUGGCGAGAUAUCAUCAACUCUAAUUGGAAGGAUGGGAAUUACAGAAGAACAGUUGUUGCUUGCUUCAUACAAGCAGUUUAUUUGCUUGAACUAGACAGACAAGAAAACAGGACAUCAGAAAAUGCUCUUGCUCCAAAAUGGUGGAUACCCUUCAAGUACAAGCUGGCCCAAACCCUGAUUGAUGAGAGAGAUGGAUCAGUAUUUGGUGCAAUUCUGGAAUGGGAUCGAUCUGCUGCUUUGUCAGACUUCAUACUCAUUAGACCCAGUGGUGCACCAAGAGCAGUUUUAACACUCAGAGGAACACUUCUCAAAAGCCCAACAAUUAGACGUGACAUAGAGGAUGAUCUCCGGUUUCUAGCUUGGGAAAGCUUAAAGGGUUCUGUCAGAUUUAAUGGAGCUUUGGAGGCGUUGAAGUCAAUUGCCAACAGGUAUGGAAGCAGCAAUGUAUGUGUUGCAGGCCAUUCUCUAGGGGCUGGGUUUGCCCUCCAAGUGGGAAAAGCAUUAGCCAAACAGGGAAUAUUUGUAGAGACUCAUUUGUUUAAUCCACCUUCUGUAUCUUUAGCGAUGAGUAUAAAGAAUAUUGGGGAAAAAGCUGGAUUCGUUUGGAAGAGGUUCAAAUCAAUGCUUCCUUCUUCUAGUGAAACUCAGGCCAGCAAUGAUGAGGUUACAGAAACAGGUGGUUUAGGACUAAAGAAAUGGGUACCUCAUCUAUAUGUGAACAACAGUGACUAUAUUUGUUGCUAUUACACUGAUCCGGCUGGAGCAGGAGAUAACCAUGACAAGGAGAAUUUGUGUCCAUCAAAUGAGCAAGUUGCCGCAAAACUUUUUGUGUUGUCAAAGGGAAAGCAGAAGUUUCUUGAGGCACAUGGAUUGGAGCAGUGGUGGUCUGAUGAUUUGGAACUUCAAAUGGCUCUGCAUAACAGCAAGCUCAUAAGCAAACAGCUGAAAUCCUUAUAUAGCAUCCCACCUCCUCAACAAACUCAAAGCAAGCCUCAAUAAUAAAAGGUAGCCGCUUUCAAUGUUUGGCAAAAAACUCAUUUUCAAUCUGGAAUCUUCUAUACUAUUUUAUUUUUUCCCCAGCUGUUUGAAUGAAUAGUUUGAUUCAUAUGCAAUAAUUGCUUCCCCCUCUUUUGGUUGUUAUCCCGAAAUUUAACUUCUCUAAACUUGCAAAUGUUUAUUGUCUUAUGUGGUUUCUCUAUACAGAUUAAGCUCUUCUUCUAGCUGCGCUCAAUUUACAUUUGAAGUUCAAGUUUUGAAGAUCCCGUUUUAGUUUCAUGAACUAUAUUCUAAUUGGCAUUACUUGCUUUACAACAACUCCAUCACGGUUUCAACUUCUUCGGCCAUCACUGUUUCAACUUAUAGAAACAAAACAGUACAUCACGUACUGUUGACUUCAAAGACGUUGUAGGGAGACAAGCAUGCCUGUUAGGGUUAAAGAGCAUGCGGGUCAGUUAACGACAAUGAUAGAUGCCUGGCAACGAACGAACCAGACACUAGCAAUUGUGUUAGAGAGUACAAAUUUAUCUUCUUUAGUUCAUUUGUCUCUUGAGUUCUUUAUGAAUGCCAAAAU